AUGGGGAAGCCUCGCAUGAUAAUAUUGAUCAGACACGCCCAGUCAGAGGGCAACAAAAACCGCGAUAUCCACCAGACAAUACCAGACCACAGAGUAAAACUCACCCCCGAAGGCAAGAUCCAGGCCGCCGAGGCAGGUCGACGUCUGCGCUCUCUCCUGCGCGCAGAUGACACCCUUCACUUCUUCACGUCCCCGUACCGCCGAACCAGAGAAACCACAGAAGGUAUUCUUAACACCUUAACCUCGGAUGAACCUUCCCCUUCGCCGUUUCCCCGCCACUCGAUCAAAGUGUAUGAGGAGCCGAGACUACGAGAGCAGGAUUUUGGAAACUUCCAGCCAUGUUCGAAUGAAAUGGAACGCAUGUGGCAGGAGAGGGCGGAUUAUGGGCAUUUCUUCUAUAGGAUUCCUAAUGGGGAGUCUGCGGCGGAUGCGUAUGAUCGAGUUAGUGGCUUUAAUGAGAGUCUAUGGAGGCAAUUUGGGGAAGAUGACUGUGCUAGUGUUUGUGUUUUAGUCACCCACGGCCUCAUGUCUCGCGUCUUCCUUAUGAAAUGGUACCACUUCAGCGUCGAAUAUUUCGAAGACCUGCGGAACGUAAACCAUUGCGAAUUCCUCAUCAUGCGCAAGAGAGAGGACUCAGGGAAAUACAUAUUAGAAAACAACCUCCGUACAUGGUCCGAACUAAAGCGCGAGCGUCUCGCUGCCACAACAGCAAAAGAGAAAGCCGCCCCCAGCCCGCUGCUAUCCGAAAAAGAUAAAGAGAAGGAAAAGAAGCUACUUGAGUCCUCCAACCCCGCUUCCGCAGUCCCAGUCCGCAAGAAGUGGGGCGGCUGUCCAAACGGCUGUGAUCACAGCAAACAUUCUUUCCGCAAAGAGAACUCCAUGCACGCCAUGCAACAGAAUGGCAAAACAUCAACAACAACUUCGCCCAUCACCGCAUCUACCGAAUCUCUCGCAUUUCGCAGGCCCGCGACCAGGAGAUGGCAAUCGUCCAGUGAUGAAGAUGAAGACGACCCACGGGGCCGCAUUGGACCACCUCCCAAAGUUGACGUACAGAAAAGCCUGGACGAGAUAGUUUCGAGCCCUGACGGCACACCAUCCUUCAUCUCCGUAGAAGACCGACUCCGGAACCACGCAAAGAGCCCCAAGCACGACCACUUACUGCACGUCAAGAACGCGGGCCGGGAUUUCGGAGGCAGCGCGAGCGGGAACACGAGCCAAGCGGGCAGCGAUACGGAGUUUAGCGCUGAAGAAGAUGCAAGGAAGCGGUUGGCGAAGAAGAAGAGCAGUUCUGGUGUUGGGCACACGGGGAUGGGGGUGGGGGUGGGGAAUUCCAGUUUCAACGAGGGGUUGAAGAGGGAGGCUAGUGGGAUGGGGAGAGGUGCGCUGGCGGAUGCGUUGGGCGAUCAGAGUGAUAUCGGGAGUGAUGCUGGGGAUGAGGGGGAACUGGGGGAUUUGAUUGCGGCGGAGGAGAAGGAUAAGAGUGCGUUUGAAUGCAUUAGCAGCAAGUAUAGCAUGGCAUAG
Messenger RNA from Lachnellula hyalina, 1521 nucleotides. It is a transcript of the gene DET1, whose product is annotated as Broad-range acid phosphatase. The record is from RefSeq and is a predicted model, not a curated record. The coding region runs from base 1 to 1521 and encodes 506 amino acids. NCBI's taxonomy places the organism in Eukaryota, Fungi, Ascomycota, Leotiomycetes, Helotiales, Lachnaceae. Gene Ontology annotation, molecular function: phosphatase activity. The transcript is spliced from 4 exons.